Messenger RNA from Cynoglossus semilaevis (tongue sole), 4894 nucleotides. Its product is annotated as SH3 domain-containing protein 19-like. The coding region runs from base 541 to 3507 and encodes 988 amino acids. The record is from RefSeq and is a predicted model, not a curated record. NCBI's taxonomy places the organism in Eukaryota, Metazoa, Chordata, Actinopteri, Pleuronectiformes, Cynoglossidae. The transcript is spliced from 15 exons. Gene Ontology annotation, cellular component: ESCRT-0 complex. Gene Ontology annotation, biological process: protein transport to vacuole involved in ubiquitin-dependent protein catabolic process via the multivesicular body sorting pathway. Gene Ontology annotation, molecular function: protein binding.
AAAAUUGGUUAAACAAGACCACGGUUAGCCUGAAGUUGUUAGCAUAGCGGCAAUAUAGUAAAGCAUACUCAAAUUGAGUGAAAAUAACAGAGAUAAACUCGUUUGUUCUCCCUUUAAAAAUAUUUAUUUUGUUAUUUUUUUUUGUUCGUGACGUCACUGGGCCAAAGCGCGUGCAGCUGUGUGAAGACCUCGCGCCGCCGCCACAGCUACACACACACUGUUUGACCGAAACUCUGCGCAGUCCUCCGGCUUAUUUAACAAAAACUUGGACUUUAACUGACUGGGACGGUUCAGUCGCUGUCGAAAAUGUAGCCGAACAGCGUUUGUGGCACGGGUCUUCACUUCGGCAUGCGAAACUGACGGCGUUCGGGCGAACUUGUCCCGGGUUUGGGAGCUAAUGUUAAUGUUGUUGUUGUGGUGCUGGGGGACGUUGGAGACGAGACAACAGGAGGGGAAGCAGAGUUUGAGCCGGGUUUUAAAUACGGUUUAAACAGACACAAAAGGUGACACAGGGAAGAACCAGAAAAGGAACCAGAAGAUAUGGCCGAGGCUCGGUCUGAAGAAGAGGAGGAAAGCCUCAGGGAAAACCGGGAACAAGUGGUCCGACGACAGUCCAGCAACUCUGGAGGUCGCCCUAACAGACGGAAACCUGAACAUCGUCUCAGCCAGGGUCCACUUUCCUCCAUCAGAGCUGCCUUCAGGAGAACCUCCAACAGGUCCUCAUCUGUCUCUGAGACAUCCAGAGACAGAGACAGAGACAGAGAUAGGAGGCGACCACAGAUCACCAUCCUGUCUGCAGAACCUCUGACCUCCACUUCCUGGUUCCCAGGACCCCCUGGGGGAGUAGUAGGAGACUUCCCACCCCCACCUCCUCCUGCUGCACAGAUCUGGGGUCCUACCAUCCCGGCAGCCCUACAGCCUCCUCCGUCCUAUGAGGAGGUGAUCCGAGAAAAGACACAAGAGCAGGUUCUCCCGCCACCACCUUCCUCUUUCCCCUCCUGUUCCAAUUUCACGACCACCAUUGCCACACAGACUGAGCCAGGAUCUGUUCCUGACCCUGAAGUGCAUGUGGUUACGAGGAGACCAGUGAGACCCCCAAGACCUCCUUUUCCUAAUCCCACCUCUUCCAGUCAGGUUGAUGACAUCACCAACCAAUCAACAUCCACCUCCCUGAGUUUGGAAGAUGUGUUGGAGACAAACGUUGUGUUUGUUGACUCUGUGACUCCGCCCCCUGCCCAGUUAGUAUGCCCCAGACCACAGCCUCGCUCUAAACUCUCCCAAAAUAGCAGCAAGAAAGAGGUCAAAGUUCAAACUCUGGUGAAGCUCCGUGAGGACAGUUUGGCCACGUUAGCUGCCCGUGCAGAAGCUAACGCAGCUAACCAGCAAAUCUGUCAGGGGAAGUACCUGCAGGAGCUGCUGGACGCCUUCAGUGCUGACGACUGGGGGUUUCCUGAGCAUCGCAGGGACAGCAGCCAAUCAGAGAGCGAGGAGGAAGAAGACGAGGAAGAGGAGGAGGAGGGCGACAUGGCCGCUCUCAAGGCCAGGAUUCAAGCCUUUGAGCAACAGAAGGGGGCAGAUGAUGGGAGCAACAGUGACAUAGCCAGUGAAAAAAAUGUUACAAAGCAACCUGAACCUCGACCACGCCCUCGUCUCCAACCAGCAAAGUCUGCGCCACCAGUAGUUGCUCCUAAACCAAAAACCUUUGCCCAAGCUCCCAAACAAUCAACCAAAGUAUUAUGUGAAGAUGGAAGUUUGACAGAUACAGCAGUCGACUCGGUCGACACAGUUACAGCACCAAUCAGAACUAUGGAAAAACCUUCUAUUGCGCCCAAACCUCAGCUUGCUGUAGAAACCCUGCCACCUACUGUUUCUGCCCCUGUUCCUGCUCCGAGACCUCCACCACCUAAACUCUGUCCGUCCUCCACCAGCCCUAAACCUCCACCAAGACCAGCAGUGGCACCGAGGGGCAUCACGGUGGCACCACAACAGGAAAAGAGCUCCAGGCAGAACACACCAACUCUUCCUCCCAGACCUUCAGUGGAGGUCGGCAUCAGUCCCUUGAAGACAGAGUCUUCAGUCACUGACACGCAAGAAACUGUUUCAGUGAAAGAAAGUGUUCGUCCAGACGUCCCGACCAAACCGUCAACUGUGACCCCAGCACGGAGAGCAAGUGCUCCAAAUCUGGAUUCAACUUCAGACAAACCUGCAGCUGUGGCCUCCAGACCACCAGGAUCAGCUGCUGCUGUGGCUCCGGUCAAACCUCCAGCUCCAGCUCUGAGGAGAAACACCACCUCCCUGACAAAAGCAGAGAGUUUCAAUGGUGCUGACACAAACUCCUCAGAUCCUCCUCUUCCUCAUCGCCCCUCAAGUGUGAAGCUCCUCCCCCUCCGUCCUCCACCAAUCAAGGCCAUUCCUGAGCGUCCUCCUCCUCCUGCCGUCACCUCUUCUCCUCACUCCAGCCCUGCUCCCAACAUGUCACCAGCCAGUCAGGGUUACCCUGCUCAGGGUCCACCUCCUCCUUCAGAAGCAGCCAAUCAGAAGCAGGCCCAGAGGCAGCUUAAGAAAGGACCUCCUCUGCCUCCACGACCCAAACCUGGACAUCCUCUCUACAAGAGCUGCAUGAAACAGGAAGUCCUGAUUGUCCUGGACAACCCCAGUCCUCCACCACCACCACCACCACCACCAGUGCCAUCAGAGCCUCAGCCUCCAGUUGGUUUAGUCAUCAGUACAUCACAGUGUCUCCUGGACAUGGACAUUCAGCCAGAGCCCGAGUCCAAACCCAACCUGGAAGAACUGAGUCUGUCAGAGACACAGUCCAUCCUGCCUGUACAGCAGCCACAGCACAAGGAACAAGAUGCUCCUGUCAGCGGCCCACGUUGCGUGGCAUUGUUCGACUAUGAGGGUGAGGAGGAAGACGAGCUGACCUUCUCACAGGGUGAUAUCAUCUCCCUCCUGGAACUGAUGGGGACAGAGUGGGGUCGGGGCCAGAUCCACGGGAAAACAGGAAUCUUCCCUCUCAACUUCACUGAUGUCACGGAGCCACUGCCCCAACCUGUGACGUCAGCAGUGGAAACAAGAACGACUGAUUCUGAAACGGAAACAACGGAGGACUCAAAGUCACAGGAUGAGGAGUGGGCUGUGGCUCUCUUUGACUUCCCUGGUCAGACUGCAGAGGAUCUGUCCUUUCACAAGGGGGCGCUGAUCAGAGUAACAGAGCAUGUGAACGCAGAGUGGAGGAGAGGAAUAGUGAAUGGGAGGGAGGGGCUUUACCCUGCUGCCUUCACACAACACUACGAUGCUCAACCAAUCACAGAGCAGCAAAACCAGCAGGUGGCAGUAAAACAAGCCAAGGUGAUGUUUGACUUUGUGGCAGAAAACGAGGACGAGCUAACUCUGAAGGUUGGUGACAUCAUCACUGAGGUGGAAUCUGUGGAUGAGCAGUGGAUUGUGGGAGCUGUGGGUGGGAAGCGUGGAAUUGCCCCAAAAAACUACAUUUCCCUCCUGUGAUGAGGAAAACUAAGAAAUGCACCAGUGUUUUUCUGUGUCUCUUUGUGUGUCUGUAUGUUUUUUUUUUUUUUUACAAACAGUUGUCCAUCUGUCCAACUGUGUAGACACUUUCAAUGGGACGUUUCUUCUGGUUGUUUCAUAGAAAGUCUCAUGAGGAGACAUUUCAGAAGGACGUCCAGGUGGGAUGGAGAGAAUACUAGCAUGAAAUGUCCUGGCGCUGGACAAUGGCAGUUGCACAUGUCUAUGUUGAGACAUUGAAGUGGAAUAGUUAGUUGGACAGCUGAACCUGACUGAGGACUUCUGGGCUGAAGGACCCUGUUGGACAUCUGAAUCUGACUUUCUUCUUCUGUGGAAUCUUUUAUGUGGACACAAGUUGGACCAAAAUAUUGAAGUUGGACAACUGAGCACUCAAAUGGUAGGACGCUUCAGUGAGACGUUUUGGUUGGAAGUGUGGAUGAGAUAAUAGACACUGGACCUGGUGGAACAUUUGUGGAAGAUAGCUGAGUUGGACACUUGACCACCGUGACUCAGGUGGACAUCCCAGUUGGACUGCUAAGCUGGAAGUUUGGAUGCUGCGUGUUUUGAGUGGACAGUAAGUUGGACAUUUCUUCAUUGGUCAAGCUUCUUCAGUCAAGCAUCAUUUUUUUUCUGUAUCUGAACAGAAUCGUCUGACUUCUGUUUUUUUUUUUUUUUGUUUUUUUACAACAACAACUCUUUAACGUAACGAACCUUCAAACCCAGUUGAACAGGGAUGAGAACUUGGACACUGAUGAGACACGACUCAGCACCUGAGCAGCUUUUGUUUCUGUUAUCAGGCAGUUUUGUCACAGGUACGACUGAAAACAAGUGUUGGUUACGAUUUUUUUUUUAUAUCGUUUACUUAAAAAGUUGAUGUUCUUUAGUGCUGAUGUGAUCAAGACGACAGUUUUCUUCACCAGUUCUACUUUUUUUUUCAACUCUCCAACUAUUGUAUUUGACUAACACUUGUUAGUGUAUAUCGACGUAGACGCUAAAGAUGUUGCAAUUUCAUGCAAUUUAUGCAAUUUAAUGCUGAAAGUCAAAUGACUGAUAUUAAUAAUGGGGACAUUAGCUUGUAGGCUAGUAUUCUAAGGAUUCGUGCACAUUUUUAUUUGUUGUUUGUUGUUAACACAAUAGCUAUAUAAACCUUUCUACAUCAUGUGAGUCAAGGCUUCUUAACACAUAACAUUCCAAAAGCUUUUUUUUCUACGACACCUGGAUCUCAACAUCUACAACAGACGGCAGUUCAUUCCGACGUUAGCCUUCUUGUCUUCAUUGCUAGCUGCAGUUAAACUGUGAUGUUGUCAUCUGUAUGUUCUCGCACAUCAGUGCACCGUUAUUUUUAAGUGAAAUAAAAACAUCUUACUUU